This is a messenger RNA of Fusarium keratoplasticum, 5181 nucleotides long. Its product is annotated as NACHT domain-containing protein. The record is from RefSeq and is a predicted model, not a curated record. The transcript is spliced from 4 exons. Bases 1 to 5181 code for a protein of 1726 amino acids. Lineage: Eukaryota; Fungi; Ascomycota; Sordariomycetes; Hypocreales; Nectriaceae. Gene Ontology annotation, molecular function: protein binding.
AUGGGGAGCCCUGCAAACUCGAGGGAAAUAUUCACUCUCGCCUCGGAAUGCAGUGCACUCUUCCAGAGAUACACCCGUACAGACCGAGAACUGCUGAAGGCUCCGCCAAAGGCUCACCGAGAUGUCGCUUCGUUAUCGAGGGAUUUCGAGGCAUGGUGCUUCAAUCUCGGCGUUUUCGCCGUCCCAACCGCCUCCCUUGAUCAAACGCUUCGAUAUAGCGAUGAGAUCCGAGGUUUUGUGACCCAGCUAUUAUCUAUACUUCACAGAAACUUGGAUUUUAUCAUAAUUCACGACCCCCCAGAGAAUCCACCAAAAUCUACAUCACGACCAAGCCAGAAGAAUGAUGACGCCGUGGAGAAGCUUCAGGGUUCAGCUGAGGAAGCGCUAAGAGCAAUCUCGGCUGUGCUCCAAAGACUCGAUCGGCUGGGCACAACCAUUCGGAAGUACUCGGCUUCAAGUCUCAGCAGCAGAGUGAAAGCUUUCGCUGAACAGGACAACGACGAGGAGUACAGGCUUCUUGCUAAGAGCAUUGUAACCUUCAAAUAUCCCACGGCUCCGUCGUCGCUUCACACUCAGCUCGCGGGAUCCAUGGCUUAUCGCCGCCUGAGACUGAGAUACAUCAGACAGCAUCAGCUGAAGACUGCUCCCAAGGACCGGCGAGACGCGAACAAGCGAGGUCACAGCGAGCGAAGCCUUUCCAAUCCAAAGCCAACGAACAUUAGACUGAAGCAACCUGCGCCAAAGGACCGAGCAGCUGCCCUCCGCAACCAAGCAGUCUAUCGACCUAAAGGGAACAUUUCCUCAAAAGAUGCUGAGACAACUCCAAGUACGACCGCCUGGACCGUAAGGCCGACAAGUUCCGCCAUUGAACGCGUGAGACGUGAUGAUAGCAAAUCAGUCAUUUCCUCUUCAAAGGCAAGCACUACACGCAUGGUUGGGCACUUGGAUGACUAUCCGGACCCUCCCACCCAUGACCAAUGGAGCCAGGAUCCCGAGUGUCCUACUUGCUGGAGACAACUCAUGGAAGCAGAGUUGAAAGGCAAGAAAUGGAGGCGCCACGUUGACACAGACUGCGAACCCUACGUCUGCAUCUCGGAGGAUUGCAAGCAGCCACUGCAGUUCUUUUCUGAUUUGACCCUCUGGGAGAACCAUAUGCGUAAUCGACAUUCCUCAAAGUGGACGCAGUUGAUUCACAAACCCACUGUCUGGAUUUGCGACGUCGACCACGACGAUGAGGUGUUUCGAGAUCAUGACAGCUUCCAGGCGCAUCUCCGUCAAGAGCACGCCGAUAUGAACGAAUCCGACCGCAAAGCUGUUUCCACGCUCUGUGAAACAGCUGUGACGAGACCCAAACACACAUGCCCUCUCUGCGGUUAUGACCUUUCUCUCCAACAAGAGAACCACCCAGAGCCUGCUUCGAAUACGCCACAGGAGAAGGAUAUGGAUCAGCUUGCCAAGUUGGCCAAUCACAUCGGUGGGCAUAUUCGCUGUCUGGCCUUCGACACGUUGGAUCACCUCGCUAGCGACCAUGAGAGCGUGUCCGAACCAGGCACUGACACCACAAGCGGCAAGGCAAGAAGUAGAUCUCGUCCACUAAGCGAACUCAAGGAUCUUGACGACAUUUCUUCUGGCUUUCCAGAUGACGAUGACCCCAGAUCUGUCUCGACCUUUGAUGAACUCAAGACACGUCAAGAGGGAGACUUUACCCUUGAUGAUGACACAUCGCUCCAGAUCGUUUCUAUUCUACCCGAAUUUGAGGAAGAUUGGGAGGGCAUCCGCGAGACAAGACCUGAUGAGGAGGAUACAAUCUUACACAACAUGAUGGCCUACUCGCUUUGGGACCGAGCCUAUGAUAACCUUAAGAAGGCAGAGCCACUACUAGUAGAGAAUUACGAGAUAAUACUCUCUAAGGAACUGGUCAAAGAUGCCGAAAGAGACUCGAAACUGAGUGUCAAUCAGUUCCGUGGUGUCGAUAUUCAUGCCCGCCGAGCGCUCCUGGAUGAGAUCCUGGGCAAAUUGCUGGAUCGACUUCAUGACAAGGGUCAAACCGAACAAGCCAUCGUGCGGAUGCUAGACUGGAUCCCGAAAUCUGUCAGCAAAUUGCCCAAAGCCUCCCUGCCAAUGGUUGGCCUUUGCCUUAUCAUGACCAUCCUGGCAGAUUUCGGAGUCAAAGAAGAGUUCGACUUAACAAGAUUCGUGAAGAUCACUUCUAAACUUCCUGAUUGCUUCGCUAUUGAAGUCGGUUUGAGCGAACACUGGAUUUUCUUCGAGACCCACAUAAGCCCUAUCGUCGAAUUCGAGAGGCAAUCUUGUCAACUAUUCCAGAACAUGCUUGAGUUUCAACUCAGAAUCGUGAUUUCUGGUGGCCAACUUGCGAAACCUGACGAUGCAGGUGGGCCACCUUCCGAGGACGACAACCUGGAGAUACCUGACAUCGACCAAUACUUGAGCUUCCCUGAUCUCCAUGCCAGACUACGCGCAACUCUAGAAGAUCCCGGAUGGACUGAAGUCACCAUUUUCGAAGCGAUCAGAGCCCUUCGUCCGGCCAAGAGGGUUUAUUCUCCCACUGACCAGAAAAACCUUCGACGUCUGCACUGUUUGCUUGGAAUUGAUCCUCGCAAAGUCAAAGACCAAAUCGAAACCAUCGGCGGCGGUCUCCUAAAGGACUCACACCGUUGGCUCCUGAACCAUGGAGACUUCCACCAGUUUCAGAAUGACCCACAAACUCGCUCCCUUUGCAUCAGCGGUCCCCCUGGUGUAGGCAAGACGAUGCUGCUUUGCGGCCUAAUCGAUGAGCUCUCAGCGAAGCCAACAGCCCUUUCUUACUUCUUUUGCCGGAUUUAUGAUCCCCAACUCAACAGCGGAGUGGCUGUUUUGCGUGGUCUUCUAUAUUUGCUAGCCUGCGAGAGACCAUCGCUGAUCUCUUCGUACGGCCUUUUGGAAGAGCGAUUGGUUGAUAAUUUUUCUGUUUGGAGUCCUCUUUCUGAACUCAUCUCAUCCAUACUGGAGGAUCCCUCCCUAGAAGGUGCGGUUCUAGUUGUUGAUGCGCUCGAUGAGUGUCUCGCCGAUCAGGAUUCGCUCAUUGAGUUUACUAUGAUGCCAUCGCGUGUCAAGUGGAUUAUAUCGAGCCGGAACCUGCCGCACAUCAGACAUGGCUUGAAUGAUCCGAGACAGGUCACCGUGCAACUUGGGGCACAUCGAGAUGCGAUGUCUAAUGUUGUUGAAACCUACGUUCAGCACAAACUGGACAAUUUGGCAAGAGAAAAGAACCUCGACCAGGAAACCAGUGGCAUCGCCCAUCGUCUUCUUGUUUCAAAAGCUCAGGGAAGUUUUCUAUAUAUAGAUCUCUUCAUUCAUUCCCUCCUUCGGAUCCAGCCAGAUCAUAUGAUCGAGCUGUUAAGCUCAUCACCAUCGUCACUUUCCGACUUGUACAUGAGGUUCCUCAACAGUAUUCUGAAUUCGUCUGAGUCAUCCCUUUGCAAGAGAAUCCUGGCAAUCGCUGCUGUCGUUUUUCGUCCAGUUACCUUGAAGGAAUUAAGGAACCUCGACUUUGAGCUGCAAGGCGUCAAUGAGGGGCUUUUGGAAGAACUCAUCUCGACCUGCGGCUCCUUUUUGACUCUCCAGGAAAGCACAAUAUGCUUUGUACAUCUUUCAGCCAAGGAUUUCUUGCUGUCAGAUGCCUCUCGUCUCAUCAUGCCUUUAGGGCUUGCCGAUCAACAUUCCCGUGUCUUCUUUGCGUCAAUAAAAUGCCUCGGCAACACGCUCCAAAAGAAUAUUUGCAGUCUCCGGAACCCGGGAGUACAUAUAAAUCAGGUCCCACGGCUUGCUCCCGACCCCUUUCUUGCAGUUCGAUAUUCUUGCACCAACUGGGCUGGUCAUCUAGAGGAUGCCGGCGACGUAGAGUCGCCUUUCCAUCAGAACCUUUGGGAUAGUGGUGGUGCCUUACAUAUCUUUCUCAAAGCACACCUCUUACAUUGGUUUGAGGCUUUAAGCCUAUUACAUGGCAUUUCAGAAUCCCUUGCAGCCUUUCAGCGUCUACUAGAGCUCGCCCCAAUCUUCAAGUCAGCAGAGGUGUUCCUUCUGAUUGAUGAUGCUUACAGAUUUCUUCUUUGCCACAAGGAGACGAUAACUCAUUUCCCGUUACAGGUCUAUGCUUCAGCGCUCGUGUUCAGUCCUGAUCAGAGCAUGGUUAAGCAACUCUUCCAUCACCAAACUUCUACUUGGAUGGCAUCCUUACCGAGAAUUGGAGGAAACUGGGAUUCCCAAGCAGUCGAGGCUCAUGAUACCCGGUUGCUCUCAAUGGCAUGGUCGUGGGACACCCAGCGAGUUGUCUCCGGCUCACGCGAUGGUACAAUCACCAUGUGGGAUACCGCUGCAGAUGUUUGCGUGGGAAAUAUCAGGAACCAUGGCACCAGGGUGAACUUGGUUUCUUUCUCUACCAAUGGCCGACGUUUCGCAUCGGCCUCCUCGGAUGGCCUGAUCAAGAUUUGGGACGCCGAUACCUGUGAGUGCCGAAUGGGGCUCUUUGGAAAUGCCGGCACAGCAAACCAGGUUGUGUUUUCGGCGGAUGGGACACUUAUCGCCGGAGCCUUUUCAAAUGGACUGGUUAAGAUCUGGCGCGGCGGGGACACCACUAGCGUACAGGUCCUUGACGGGCGUUGCGGGUCAACGGAAGCAGUUGCGUUCUCGACUGAUGGCCAGAUACUUGCAUCAGGUUCGAUUGAGGGGCGUAUUCUUCUCUGGGACGUGGCUACGGGCCAGAUCAUGCAGGACCUCGAAGCUCAUGGCCACUCGGCGGUCUCGAUGUCCUUCUCAGGAGAUGGCCAGGAACUCGCAUCAAGUUUCAUCAACGGGACGCUUAGGGUAUGGGCCACUGCCACGGGUUCGCAACUCCAAGUGGUUGAAGUCGGGAGGGUAAUGCGUUACCUUUCGUUUGACCCGAAGGCCAGGCACUGUCUCUCUACGGACAUAGGUCGUCUCGAGAUAUCUUCCUCAGGGGAAGCCAACUUUCCGGGCUACAGUCUCAGUGCUGACAAUUGUUGGAUUUUGAAAGAUGGGAAGCGUGUACUCUUGAUACCUUUGAAGUACCGCUCGAGCUUACCAGGCGGACCAGUGGUGAGGGGAUCAAUGGUUGGCCUUGUCAGUGACUCUGGCGAUAUUCUAACGAUGCGUUUCGCAUGA